AUGAGGGCCGACCCGGGGCCGCCGCCGCCGGAGGGCCGCCCGCGUCCUCCACGAGCCCUCCCACCUGUGCCAAGUAAUAUUCAAGAUGAUGUUCCCCUUAGUCAUCCCAAGAAAAAGAAGCCGAGGACAAAAACAGGGCUAGCAAGUGCUUCUUUGGAAGGUCUUGUUCAUAGGUCACCUGAGAGCAGUGAGUCACCAACUAAAGAACUGACAGAGCAUCCAAAAGCUCCUGUUCAAAGAAGACAGAAAACAAGGGUACCUCUUGAAUUGGAGACUGCUUUCACUCAGAAGACAUCUAGUCCACCUUUAUUACGGAAUGAAAAUGGUAUCGAUGUGGAGCCAGCUGAGGAGCCCAUUAUUAAAAAACCUCGAAGGAAGACAAAGAAGGCCCGGCUAGCGGAACUGCAGUAUGCCAAUGAGCUUGGCGUGGAAGACGAAGACAUAAUUACUGAAGAGCAAAGGAGUCCAGAACAACAGUCCAUAUUCACUGCGCCCACCGGCAUUAGCCAGCCUGUAGACAAAGUGUUUGUGGAAAAAAGCCGGCGAUUCCAGGCCACCAACCGCUCAGAGCUGAUAAAGACCACAGAGAACAUAGACGUGUCGAUGGACACAAAGCCCUCCUGGACGACCAGGGACGUGGCCCUUUCAGUGCACCGGACUUUUAGGAUGGUGGGCCUGUUUUCUCAUGGCUUCUUGGCUGGCUGUGCUGUGUGGAAUAUUAUUGUGAUAUAUGUUCUAGCAGGAGAUCAGCUUUCUAACCUCUCGAACCUUCUGCAACAAUACAAGACGUUAGCAUAUCCAUUCCAGAGUCUUCUCUACUUGCUUUUGGCUCUCAGUACAGUUUCAGCUUUUGACAGGAUUGACUUUGCCAAAAUAUCAGUAGCAAUCCGAAAUUUUCUUGCCCUGGAUCCAACAGCUUUUGCAUCUUUCUUGUACGUUGCUGCUCUUACCCUCUCUCUGAGCCAGCAAAUGACAAGUGACAGGAUCCACCUUUACACACCUUCUUCUGUUAACGGCAGCCUCUGGGCAGCAGGAAAUGAGAAACAGGUUCUCCAACCAUGGAUCCUGGUGAAUCUGGUGUUGGCCAUUCUGGUUGGACUGUCUUGGCUUUUCCUGUCGUAUAGGCCAGGCAUGGAUCUUAGUGAAGAGUUGAUGUUCUCCUCUGAGGUGGAAGAAUAUCCUGAUAAAGGAAUCAAUGCCUCUUCCUAA
Pipistrellus nathusii (Nathusius's pipistrelle) is the source of this 1209-nucleotide messenger RNA. Lineage: Eukaryota; Metazoa; Chordata; Mammalia; Chiroptera; Vespertilionidae. The record is from the annotation of a GenBank genome assembly.